GAACCCAAUAAUCUGAAGGCCCGCAACUCCUUCCGCUACAAUGGGCUGAUCCACCGCAAGACAGUGGGCGUGGAGCCCGCGGCCGACGGCAAAGGGGUCGUGGUGGUCAUGAAACGCAGAUCCGGUCAGCGAAAACCAGCCACGUCGUACGUAAGGACCACCAUCAACAAGAAUGCACGGGCCACCCUCAGCAGCAUCCGGCACAUGAUCCGGAAGAACAAGUACCGCCCCGAUCUGCGCAUGGCGGCCAUCCGCAGGGCCAGUGCCAUCCUGCGAAGCCAGAAGCCCGUGGUGGUGAAGAGAAAGCGCACCCGUCCCACCAAGAGCUCCUGAGCCCCCACCCCAGAAGCAAUAAAGAGUCCGCUGACUUUUCCUUUCAACCAGC
Messenger RNA from Cricetulus griseus (Chinese hamster), 385 nucleotides. The record is from RefSeq and is a predicted model, not a curated record. NCBI's taxonomy places the organism in Eukaryota, Metazoa, Chordata, Mammalia, Rodentia, Cricetidae.